CUCUAUUUUCUAUUAAGAAAACGAAUGAAAUAGGGGUUAUUUUAACAAGCGAUAAACUAACCUCCGGACUCGUAACCUAAUCACCGCCUCCGCCUUUACCUUCGGUGGCUCAGCCACGGAUCUCUCCGUCACGCUCGUGACGACAUACUCCAUAACUCUACCUUCUUCUUUCUCUUCUCUGUCAUGGCGGAUCUCCCAGAAGAUCCGGUGUCAUCUCCGACUUUUAAAGCCUCACCUGAGCUUCUCCACCUGUGUAAAAUGGACUCUCUAAUGCCUUCAUCCAGCAGGAGCUUUCAAUACACAACGGAGUUUCCUUCUUCGUCAUCAAUUUCAUCGAUUCUGUUUGGAGAAGAUGCCUUAACUGUUCAAGAUCCCCUUCGCCAGCAACCUCCAUCCUCUACGACAAAUGAAACAACUAGGACUCCUCCAUCUCCAAAGUCGAUCUCAAAGGUUUUAUUUGGAAAUGAGACACUCGAUGUCGUAGGAUUGUCACGCCAAGUCUCUCAACCUCAUCUAGGAGCUUGGGCAUCUCCGCUUAAGUUCUCAGAUAACUUUAAUGCCGCUACCGGUAAACAGAUACAAAAGGAUAACCUUAAUGGCUUCUCGAAACAGCCUGUGUUUGAAGAAUGGCCGGCUCUGACUGCUAAUCUUCCCACCAUCUCUCGUAAGCAAAGAGCUCGCAUCUUUUCCUCUCAAGCUGCAAAUUCCUCGGCUCCAUCUUCUGCAGUAGGUGAUGAUCUUCAUGCUAUCUCAAGCGAGUAUCCAUGGGCAGCGAAGAUGCGAUCCAAAUGCAAUCUCCACAGGGUUACCACUCCCACAUACUUGGAAGAUGGAACUCCAAUGGUAUGCAUUCCGCCAUCUGUUCUUCUGAAGGGAUUAGAUCACCAGCGUGAAUUCAUUGUUGGUCAGUUCAAGAACUGUUCAGCACCACCAGGAGGUUUAAUUCAUGGAAUGGCUACCCGAAUUUGGGGUAAAAAGUGUAAGAUUUUCACUAAACAGCUUGGUGAAUCUUCUUAUCUGUUUCAUAUACCCGAUGAGUCGACUAGGAAUUGGGUAAUUUCGCGAGGAAUCUGGUAUGUGGAUGACUGCUUAAUGUUUGUUUCUGCGUGGAAUCCUUCAGAAACGAUCUCACUCCCUGAAAUCAAGACAAUUCCUAUUUGGUUAACUCUUAAGAACAUCCCCUUUCAGCUAUAUUCCAUUGAGGGCAUUGAUUGGAUUGCUUCAGGCAUCGGGGAACCUAUGUUGACUAGCAAGCCUUGGUUAGAUCCAACAUCUAUUGGAGAAGCAAAAAUCUUAGUUGAGGUCAAGCUAGACAGGCCCUUCCCUAAGCGUGUAGCUUUACAGGACAAAGAAGGUACCAUAAGUUUGGUAGACAUCAUUUACUCUUGGCUUCCCUCUAGCUGCACAUCUUGUGGACAGCUGGGACAUAAAGCUAAUCGUUGCUUAGGAGUAAAAGCAACAAAUGUGACAACUGAUCCAAAGAACUCCCAAGUUAUUGUCUCAGAAGUCUUAGCUACAAGUACAGAUGUUGGCGUCCCUUCUACUCAUUCAUCUUUGAAUCAAAAUAAUACAUCAACGGUACCUAUUACUACUUUCUCCACUGUUACUACUACUUAUCUUGCACUUCCACCUUCGUCGGCAAUAGAGCAAGGUCCAACUAAGGUUACAUUUGAGGCUGGAAACUCUAACCAACAGGCUGACAUCACAUCUGCUCAACCUGACCUUCAGUCUUUGACUACGCUUACAAAUAACGAGUCAUCAACAAACACUGCCACCUUCUCUCCUUCAGGUUCAAGUACAGCUGCUGCUCCUUUUGCAUCAGAUGAUGACUUGAUAAAUAGAACUCGAGGAGGAAGACUCAUAAAACCAUCACUUAAAGGUAAAGAGUUUGAAUGGACAGAGGUGGGAGGAAGGGGAAAACGGGGACGAGGUCGUGGUCCUAAACACUAGAACCACCGUCACUGCCUUCAUCAACCUUCUUCAACUAUUAUGCUGUGUGCUUUAUGUAUCUCUAAAUUAGUGUUUUCUUAUUCUUUCACUUCUUUGAAAUCUAAAUUUCUUUGGUCACAAAUGUGAACCAUUUGUAUCAAACUUUUGAAUUUUAAAUAGAAAGUCAUUUUUCA
This is a messenger RNA of Raphanus sativus (radish), 2123 nucleotides long. RefSeq lists its product as uncharacterized. The record is from RefSeq and is a predicted model, not a curated record. Gene Ontology annotation, molecular function: zinc ion binding; nucleic acid binding. NCBI's taxonomy places the organism in Eukaryota, Viridiplantae, Streptophyta, Magnoliopsida, Brassicales, Brassicaceae. The transcript has 2 exons. The coding region runs from base 184 to 1950 and encodes 588 amino acids.